UAAUUUUAUAACUUCAUUUGUAAAUCAAGCUUUAAUUUUCUACUUUACUACUAAUAUUUGCAUUGUUAGGUUGAUCAUGGAUUUUGGGAGCAUAACUGAGUUUUUAGCAAACAAAACUAUUUUAAUUACUGGUGCUACUGGCUUCAUUGCUAAGAUUCUUUUGGAGAAGAUACUUCGGGUUCAACCAAAUGUGAAUAAACUAUACCUUCUUAUAAGGGCUAGUGAUGCUCAAGCACUCGAAGCUCGGCUUCAAGAUGAGGUGUUAGGAAAGGAGUUGUUCAAAGUACUAAGAGAAAAAUGGGGAUCAAGUUUCGAGUCUUUCGUGUCGGACAAAAUAAGUGCAGUCGCCGGUGAUACUUCGUACGAGAACUUAGGACUUACUGAUGAUCAAGUGAAAGAAAUGUACAAUGAUAUAGAUAUUGUUAUCAACGUAGCUGCAACCACAAGAUUUGACGAAAGGUACGACAUUGCAUUGGGUGUGAAUACCCUUGGACCUAAGCAUGUUAUCGACUUUGCAAAGAAUUGUAUUAACAUAAAGUUGCUCAUCCAUGUAUCAACUGCAUAUGUGUGUGGAGAGAAAGCGGGUAUAAUAUCUGAAAAAGCACAUGCCAUGGGUGAAGCUUUAAAUGGUUUGGUUGGUUUGGAUAUUGAAAACGAGAAGAAGAUUGUUGCGGAAACUUUAAGCAAUCUUAAAGCCAAUGAUGUUCCUGAGAAGGUUAUUAGACAAACUAUGAAGAACUUGGGAAGUCAAAGGGCAAAGUUGUAUGGAUGGCCAAAUGCGUACGUAUUUACAAAAGCAAUGGGAGAGAUGCUUGUCGGGCAGCUUAGAGGCAGCUUAUCCGUGGUUAUCAUGAGGCCUACCAUUGUGUGUAGUACAUUGAAAGAACCAUUCUCGGGUUGGGUUGAAGGUUGCAGGACUAUUGAUAGUAUUGCUGUUAUGUAUGGAAAAGGAUACCUAAGUUUGUUUUCCGGUGAUGGUAGCUCGGUCUUGGACUUGAUACCGGCAGAUAUGUUUGUGAAUUCGAUUAUUGUGGCAAUGAAGACUCACAUAAAUCAAUCAAAUUUGACUGUAUACCAAGUAGGAAGCUCGUAUAGGAAUCCAAUAACUUUCGAUGAAGUGCAUGAUAUUCUUUUUCGCUACUUCACUAAAAAUCCAUGGACAAAUCGUGAUGGUAACCUUGUCAAGAUUAGGAGAGGUUUCGUGCUGAGCAACAUAUUCAUAUUUGAAAUCAUCUUCUCCUUAUUGCACUUUAUUGUGCAAAUGGCUUUAAUUUUGGCUAGUCGAAUGGGUGGUAGUAGCUUGCAACAUAGUUUGCUUAACUUCGACAAAAAGCUAAAAAUAGCAAUGAGGCUAGUGGAAUUAUACAAACCCUAUGUAUUUUUCAAGGGCAUUUUUGCAGAUACAAAUACGGAAAAGUUGCUUAUUACUGCCCGGGAAAAUGGUUUGGAUGAAGAUGCCUUCAACUUUGAUCCCUUAAGCGUCAACUGGAAAGAUUAUUUCUUCAAUAUCCACCUCCCAUCAAUUGUUAAGAGCUUAUUUUAGAACUACGUACGUUACGUUUGCUAGGCCAUCUUCUUAUUCUCGUUCGAAUUGAACAAACUCGUUACAUAAUUUUUAAUUGUUACAUGCUAAUUAUGUAUUUGAUUAAUUAUAAUUUCUAUUAUAGAUGUCAUAAUGGUUCAAUAAUGAUGUCUAUUUGUUUUUCAACGAAAAAUGUGAUGUUUAUUCUUUUAGAUUUGAUCUCUUGAAAGUUUGAACACAUUCUACAAACAUAUUGGAACUACGUAUAGUAGUUUAAAGGUUAUGAAAAUGACUCGUGUUAUUAUGUAAAAUGUUGUUAGAUCACU
Chenopodium quinoa (quinoa) is the source of this 1848-nucleotide messenger RNA. Its product is annotated as alcohol-forming fatty acyl-CoA reductase-like. Bases 77 to 1543 code for a protein of 488 amino acids. Lineage: Eukaryota; Viridiplantae; Streptophyta; Magnoliopsida; Caryophyllales; Amaranthaceae. The transcript is spliced from 10 exons. Gene Ontology annotation, molecular function: alcohol-forming very long-chain fatty acyl-CoA reductase (NADP+) activity. The record is from RefSeq and is a predicted model, not a curated record. Gene Ontology annotation, cellular component: intracellular membrane-bounded organelle. Gene Ontology annotation, biological process: suberin biosynthetic process; long-chain fatty-acyl-CoA metabolic process.